AUGUAUCGUUAUGAAAAAGUAAACCUGAACUUGAAGAGUGUGAUUUAUAGAGCUGGGGUACAAUAUGGAGGACUUCCUGAAUGGGACUUUAUCUGGAAAAAGUACCUCAAUGCUAUUGUUCCAUCGGAAAAACAUAAACUGUUAAUCGCACUCUGUCGCACACAGGACACCAACCAUCUUGCAAGACUUUUAGAGGAAGCUGCUAAGGGCGAAAACAUUCGUCACCAAGACCUGACCACAGUAGUUAGUGUUGUUUCCAUCAACACUAAUGGACAAAUUCUGGCAUGGAGAUUUGUACAGCAAAAUUGGAAGAAAUUCGUGAAAUGGUUUGGCAGUUCAUCAUUUAUCCUGCCCAAUCUUGUGAAGAGUACCACAUCAUCAUUCUCUACAGAAUUUGAUUAUGAAGAGGUGUCUGCAUUCUUCAAUUCCCAUGAUUCGGCAUCUGUCAACAUGUCUGUAGCCUCAAGUUUGGAGAAUAUCAGGAUGAAUAUUGAUUGGCUAGAAAACAAUGAAGACAUUGUGACUACCUGGUUAAAUAAUCCUAAAAACAUCUUACAUGUACCAGACAGCAGAUAA
Messenger RNA from Pecten maximus, 576 nucleotides. RefSeq names its product aminopeptidase N-like. Gene Ontology annotation, cellular component: cytoplasm. Bases 1 to 576 code for a protein of 191 amino acids. Gene Ontology annotation, molecular function: metalloaminopeptidase activity; zinc ion binding; peptide binding. The transcript is spliced from 5 exons. Lineage: Eukaryota; Metazoa; Mollusca; Bivalvia; Pectinida; Pectinidae. The record is from RefSeq and is a predicted model, not a curated record. Gene Ontology annotation, biological process: proteolysis; peptide catabolic process.